Messenger RNA from Physcomitrium patens, 2699 nucleotides. RefSeq names its product protein ZINC INDUCED FACILITATOR-LIKE 1. NCBI's taxonomy places the organism in Eukaryota, Viridiplantae, Streptophyta, Bryopsida, Funariales, Funariaceae. Gene Ontology annotation, molecular function: transmembrane transporter activity. The record is from RefSeq and is a predicted model, not a curated record. Gene Ontology annotation, biological process: transmembrane transport.
GGUUGCGCUGCUGGUUCCAGUCCUUAGCGAGGUGGCUGAGCGGUGGCGCUGAAGCUUGUCUAAAUACGGAUUAUGGGCGCAUGACCACUAUUCAGUCUCUCGCUUGCACCUGAAGGCGGAACUCACUAAACGGACCGUGUUGUCACGCGCAUCCAAACUGCGAGAUUCUUCGUUGUUUGAAUGAAGAGAGCGCCUUUCGGGUCACCUUUCGGUUCCCAAUCUGUUUUCUCUCCAUCCCUGCGCAGGCACAAGGAGACCUUCAACCCUCCUCUAGGUGCUCACUCGUGUUUCUCACCAUUCCCGCUCAGACCCAAGACGACCAGAGCUGGUGACUUGCAACUGUAAACAUAUAGGAUAAGAGAGGACCCUUCUUUAUUCGCGGCGGUAUUCUGUAGAGUCGUGUUCAGAGAGUGAUAUUGGGAGGGCGAGAACGAUCGGGCAUGUAUUCGUUGUAGUAGAAUGCCAACCUAUGUUCUGUGUGAGGGUGCGUGAUGGUGGGAUUUAGUCAUUCGAAGGGAAAAAAUUGAAGAGCUUGGGCACGGAGAUCGUGCACUACCAGGUAGUUAGGUGGUAAGCUUGGCUGGAAUCUAGCCCGUAGCUGUAGUGGCUGUACAAAAUGUCUAAAGAUACGGCGGAGAGAGUGGAUGUGGAGCAGCCCCUACUCAAGGAGAACGAGAAGGAAAAAUCUCUUUCAUUGAUUCACCCGAAUUGUCCUGGCUGUAAACAUAGUUACUUGCAAGAACCUGAUGCUAAGCUCCCGUUGAGGAUCUUGGCCAAUUUAGCGGCGCUAACGCUCGUCAAUGCUUUACCAAUUUCGUCACUCUACCCAUUUCUGUAUUUUAUGGUUAAAGAUUUCCAUGCGGCGAAAUCCGAAAAAGAUAUAGGAUUCUAUGCUGGAUUCUUAGGAUCGGCAUUCAUGGUGGGGAGGUUUCUAACCUCUGUUCAAUGGGGAAUGGCGUCCGACAGAUAUGGGCGGAAACCUGUCAUGAUUACUGGCGUCAUCUCCGUCAUCGUAUUUCAUACGUUGUUUGGAGCAAGUACGACCUUCUGGAUGGGAUUGAUUUCGAGGUUUCUACUCGGUUCCUUCAAUGGCAUGCUUGGCACUGUUAAGGCAUAUGCAUCAGAGGUUUGCAGUGAAAGGCACCAGGCUAUAAGUGUAUCCAUUGUGGGUACCGUUUGGGGACUUGGAUUGAUUAUUGGUCCAGCUAUGGGCGGCUACUUAUCUCAGCCUGCAAUGAAGUAUCCAGAGUGGUUUGGACCUGGUUCAUUAUUUGAUCGAUAUCCGUACCUGUUGCCGUCACUUGCCGUCACAGCUAUUUCAAUUCCAACUCUCUGGAUCACUUUCUACCUUCCUGAAACGUUGCACAAAAACCAUCAUGAAGAAGUCGAGGAGGAUGAAGAGGCGAAGUACGAUAAGCCAGCGCCACUCGCGAUUCCAAUCAAUUUGUCGCGGGCAGGGAGCAGAAAAUAUACAGUUUGUGAGGGAAUCGGGAGCCCGGCCAUGAUUUCUCCAUUCGGGAGCUUUGCUGAAUCGAAGUUUGAGGACGCAUGGCAUCAGAAUGCAGAGAAAAGGAGGUCGCAGAAUUAUGAUCGGUUCCGUAAUAGGAGUAGCUCAUUGCGAAGCCGAGUCGAUGGGGAAGAUACUCAUGACAGUGAUGGGUACAAAGCUUUACCAGGGACGGAUACAUCGAAUGACGCACCAGUCAAUCAAGUGGACUCGAAAAAUGUUGAAGAGAAGGAGAAACUUAAGUCCACUCCAGAGGAAAAGAAAAGCGAUCCAAAGAAGAACAAGUCGUUGUGGAGUAGCAAGCCCCUCAUGGGUUCCAUUGCUGUUUACUGUAUCUGGUCCUUACACGACAUGGCGUAUUCUGAGAUAUUUUCUUUGUGGUGUGUGAGCCCAAGGUCACAAGGAGGUUUGGGGUUAACCACAACUGAUGUCGGUCAAGUGCUUGCAAUAUCAGGGUUUACGAUGUUGGUCUUUCAAAUUUUGGUCUUUUCUCCUUUGGUUCAUUGGAUGGGAGCUGUACUUGUAUCUCGACAUGGCGCGGGACUUACAACUAUCCUCAUGGUUUGUUACCCAUUGAUGUCUUUGUUUGAUGGAAUGACGCUGAUGGUGCUUCUUAGUCUCUUAUCCAUUGUCAAGAACACUCUAGGGAUGUUGACAUUCACAGGCUCUUUCAUAUUGGUGAAUAAUUCUGUGUCACAAAACCAGAGAGGAGCUGCAAAUGGGCUUGCUAUGAGCUUGGUGUCCUUAUUUAAAGCUAUAGGGCCAGCUGGAGGUGGUAGCAUUUUUGCAUGGUGCCAGAGCCGGCAAAACGCCCGUAUUCUUCCAGGGAAUCAGUUUGUCUUCUUUGCCCUGGCUGUGGUCUCUUUGAUGAGCUGGAUAUCCACUUUUGAGCCUUUCUUGCCUAGAACUCUUGACAGACCUUUGCUGGAAGAAUCAGAUAGUGAAACAGAGUAAAUAGGGCAGACAAUAUUCGUCCUCGAAUUUCUUCACGUACAGUAGAUGAUUUUAUUCUAUGAUAAUUCAGUAAAUCAAUGAUUUAUAGAAUGUUUUGUGCAGGCAGGUAUAGUUGCCCAGUUGAUGUAGUUGCCUAAUUCGUUUUCCCCAUACAUGCCAAAUAUGCUUUUUUCAAAGCGUGUGCAUUGUACAGUGGAUCUGACAAUUGGAAUAUACCUUACCAUCCCAUAUUUCCUCA